AUGGAUAGAUCAAUAUCAUCGACAAAGGGAGAAAUGGUACAUGUCGAGGUGGUCAAUACUGAUGAUUGGAUUAGUAAAAUCUCAAACGAUCUCUUGCUUGAGAUCUUAUCAAAAUUGUCGACCAAAGAAGCCAUUAGGACAAGUGUUCUAUCGAAAAGAUGGGUGAAUGUGUGGAAGAAGACGUCUCAACUAUGUUUGGACAUGAGAACGAUCGCAAACACCACAACUCUUUUGCCAGAUGUUUCUCAUCAAGCAGCUAAAUCAGUGACCAAUGUUAUAAAGGAUCAUUGUGGCCGUUUGGAAAAAUGCUCAAUCUACCAUGACUCAGACCAAUGUGUAAACGGGAUGUUGAAGUUUUGGGUUCAGUUACUGGUUAUUGUGAAACACACCAAAGAUCUCACACUGGAAAACUUUUCUCUCAAUAGGAAACGAAACGUCACACUUGACUUACCUCCUCGGUCAUUUUCCCAUCCAAGCCUCACAUCUCUCUCGCUAGGCCGGUACAAGUUAGAAGCUCCACAUGCUUUCUCCGAUGGCCGGAAUUUAAAAAAUCUCAAACUGAUUGGUAUCUCUGCUGAGAUUGAAGUCUUUAAUGCAGUCCUUGCGUCUUGCACUUCUCUUGAAGUGCUUGCACUAAAGACCAGUUGCAUCUCCAAAGGUGGUAGUCUGAAAAUUGAGAACCAUAACCUAAAGUUCUUAUAUCUAUCUUGUUCUAGGAUAAAAUGUAUUGAGGUGUUUUCACCCAGCCUAGAUAUCCUCUCCAUUGGAUCUCUCUCGUGUGAGAUAGAGAACGUCGUCAUUGCAAGCCCUAGACUCCAUUUCAAUCGAAACUAUUGGGCUACGGGAAAAAUUUUUCCUCACACUAGCUAUUAUAUAUCAUGCCCCCAGCAGGGGGAAAAAAGCAUUGGAAAUGAAAUUAUGAUGAAUGGAUCCAAUGUUUGUAUGAAAAUGUUUGCAUCAAUGUCGGUGAGUGUAGACUUAACUAAUGCAAAAGAGGUUGAGAUGCUCAAACAAGUGUUAGCUGCAUGGCCUGGAGACAUGUACGAAGUUGAGAUUUUAUUUAAGGGUAACAAUGCUGCUAGGAAUGAAAGUGAGUCGUCCUCCGUUGGAUAUACACAGAACACGUUUUGGGAAGAUACAAAACCGUUUCCCAGCGCUAAGUUCCGUGCAUAUACUGUAUGGUUGUCUAACUUUAGCGGUUCAUAUGAAGAGUUUGCGUUGGCCUCGCGUAUGAUAACGCAAGGGACGGUAGUAAGGUGUAUGAUGAUCAGACCAUCGUCGGUAUCUCCAGCUAAGAAGUUGGAGAUUGAAGCGGCAAUAGCCAGGCUUAAGGAGCUUCCAAAAGGUGACGAGGACCUUGCUAUCGUGAAGUUCUGA
Molecule: messenger RNA, 1377 nt
Organism: Eruca vesicaria subsp. sativa (arugula)
Lineage: Eukaryota; Viridiplantae; Streptophyta; Magnoliopsida; Brassicales; Brassicaceae
Source: the annotation of a GenBank genome assembly